AUGCCUUCCUUCCUCAAGACUGUUGCAGCCAUUGCUGUGCUGGCCUCGGCUGUCACCGCUCAAUCCGAUACCACUCCUGUUACAGGCAAGCUGGGCGACGCUACUGUUCAGAAGAACAACCCCGCCGGUGUUGCCUACAUCGCCACCCUCAACCCUACCAGCAAGAGCAACAUCUCCGGCACUGUCCUCGCCCUCACUAGCUCUGACAAUGUCGGCGUUAACUUCCAAAUUGCCUUGACCGGUCUGCCUGCCGAGGGUGGUCCUUUCCUGUACCACAUCCACGACUACCCCGUCCCCAGCUCGGGCAACUGCACAGCCACUGGCGCACACGUGGAUCCCUUCUUGCGCGGCGAGGACCCUCCCUGCAACGCUUCUGCUCCUGCUACUUGCCAGGUCGGUGACCUUUCCGGCAAGCAUGGCAAGCCUACCAACAUGACCUUCUCAGCUACCUAUGUUGACCAGUACGUCUCCACCGUCGCCGGCAACGGCGCCUUCAUGGGCAACCGCAGCAUCGUGGUCCACUAUGCCAACAAGACCCGCAUUGCUUGCGCCAACUUCGUCGACUACACCAACGGCACUGCCGGUGCCAAUGCCUCGAGCUCGACCAACGGAUCCUCAAUUGCCUCUGGCUCAUCCACUCACAGUGGUUCCUCAUCCUCUACCACUGCCAGUGGUGGUUCCAAGACCAGCGGAUCCAAGACCAGCGGUUCUGCCAGCUCUACUUCAAGCGUUGCUGCUAGCACCGGCGCCGCCUCUCAGAUCCUGGCCAACGGCGCUCUUGCUGCUGUCCUCGGUGGUAUCGCUGUCCUUGCUCUGUAA
Messenger RNA from Aureobasidium melanogenum CBS 110374, 819 nucleotides. Its product is annotated as Cu,Zn superoxide dismutase-like protein. Gene Ontology annotation, molecular function: metal ion binding. Lineage: Eukaryota; Fungi; Ascomycota; Dothideomycetes; Dothideales; Saccotheciaceae. Bases 1 to 819 code for a protein of 272 amino acids. Gene Ontology annotation, biological process: superoxide metabolic process. The record is from RefSeq and is a predicted model, not a curated record. The transcript is spliced from 3 exons.